Molecule: messenger RNA, 1772 nt
Organism: Myxocyprinus asiaticus (Chinese sucker)
Lineage: Eukaryota; Metazoa; Chordata; Actinopteri; Cypriniformes; Catostomidae
Product: membrane protein FAM174B-like
Exons: 3
Coding region: 579-977 (132 amino acids)
Source: RefSeq, a predicted model, not a curated record
CUGUCACGCAAAACAUGAGCUCAUUGAUGUCAUAAAAUAUCAGUCUGCUUUUUUAUUCCAACCGUCCUGGUCGGAGGCUCCCAUAAAUAUUUAGUUUAUACGUAGGGUUACGUCCUACCUAAAUUUAAUGGUGCAACGCUCAAAUAUUUAGUAGUGCGUAAAUUGUGACUUAUUGCCCAUUUACGCUACAACUGGGCUAAGUUGUAACGUACGCAUAGCUGGUGCAACCGGCCCCUGGACACUCCCGGAGCUCUUCCGAGUACGGAAACCCACAUUUCCUCCUGACGACACGCAUUCCCAAGAAAACAUCCUGGAUAGUGGAUAACGCGCCGUGCUGCUUGUGAGUAUGAAACUCGCAGUGGAAGACGGAAGAUGACCAGAUACUAUCGACAUAGGUGGUUUUAGACAACCGACUGCGGAAUACUUGAGAUGUCAGAGAAAAUGCACAAGUCUGUGAUUUUCCAACUUCAUUCGUCUUCCAGCUGUUGUUCACAUUUGGAGAUAUAGAGCAUAGACCUUCUUCAUACUGACUCUUGAAUAUACAAGACAUUAAGAAAGCGAUUUGAAUCUGGAAAAAAAUGUGGCCAUAUUUUUCUGCAAUUGCUUUUAUUUUUAUUGCGCAGGAGAUCAACGGAGAGCCACAUACGCGUUCAUCCUCAGCGUCGCAGUUGAACUCAACAUUAUCCCCUCAAGAGGAUUCAUUAUACAAUUCUACGGAUGCAAUGGUUGGAUCUCGCAUUUCUACCAUUUUAAGGGAUCUUCCUACCAUCAAAAAUAUUUCGAUUUUCAUCUGCGUACUAACAACCUUGCUUAUCACGUGCCUUGUCAUAAAAAUAUGCAGAUCUGGAAAGAAGAUCAGAAAAACGCGAAAGUAUGACAUUAUCACAACUCCCGCCGAGCGCGUUGAGAUGGCACCUUUAAAUGAAGAAAAUGACGAUGAUGAUGACUCAGCCAUGUUCGAUGUCAAAUACAGGUGAGGUGAAUUACAUUGUGCACUCAGUCAUUGUUGAAAAACCCCUGGAAACCCCUUUGUGAGCACAUCUAUACUGGAAAUGUUCUCCCCGCACCUUUAUUUUUGAUCAUCUCCCCAGAGCCUAUAGAAACCUUAGUGGAACAAUUUGUCAAAAUAAAACAAAUAUUUUUAGGUAUAUUCAUCUGUCCUGACAUUCCAAACCUAACUUUCAUACCUUUGAGAAAUGAAGUAAAGAGAGUUAUCAAUCUUAGAAAUAUAUAUAUAUUUUUUUUAAUACUUUAAAGGUAGAAGACACAAACGUUGUCCUCUCUGAUUAUCUAUGCCCUGAAUGCUCUAAAUAUUACACUUCUGUUUCUUGUGGUGUUUUUCUUUUUGCCAUAAAAAGCAUUCCAGUAGUUUGUAGAAAGUCAUAUGCAUAAAUGCCCAUGAAUGUUAAACAAUUUACAUAUAAACAUGAUCACAUUGAAACUAUUUCUAAGUAAUAUUUUUGUAGCAGUAAAAGACAUUUGAGUAAAAAGAGAAAAAAGGUUAAUCACAGCUAAAAGUUUCAGAUGAAAAGAUGAAGAUACACGUGUCAUGGAUGGACCAAUGAAAAGUUAUCAAAUGAGUCAUUUGAUUAUUGAUGAUGUUAAAUGGAUAUGUUUAUGUUCCAAUACUGAAAAUGUUACUUUCUUUACUAUAUAAUAUACUGUUUGUAUAUACAGUAUGUUGUAUGCAAAUUGUUCCUCAGAAAUAGGUUAUUUUUUUUUAAAACAAAACUUUUUUAUUUAAUAAGAGUAAUAUGUUUCAAACCUCCCUA